AAGAGUAAUAGUCAACCUCCUGCUUGGAAGACUGUUCUUGAGGCCGCUGCCGACCGCUUGGUCAGCCUUUCAUCUCCUUCCCCAUUUCCGGGUUCCUUCUGGUUCUCCCCUGGACUUCUCCUCUUCCCAAACCCCCUCACAGCUUUCAUCCUUCCAUCAAGCCGCCUCAAGAUCAGCCUUUGAAGAUCCAAGUCCCCUUUUUCUUGUCUUCUUGAAAGCAGAUCUCAGUUUCUGCAGUUGACUCCUGGUGUCUGCACAGUGAUUGAGCUUGGUUUGGUCUUUUGGAGGUGUUGAAGUGAAGACAAGAUCAUCUUAUCUUUGCAACUUCAGCUGAAACUGAGGUAAGCUCACAAGAAGAAGAGCAAAAAAGAGAAGGGGGUUUAACUGAUCUGUGAGUAAUCUGCGAGUCCUGCAUUUUUUUUUCUGGUAAAUCUAAGCACAGAUAUUUUGGGAAAUUUUUAACCGUAGCCCACCAUUAAUAGAUAUAAUUCAAAUACUGUGCUUGAUUAGCAAAACUUGAAGAAGGCUUUGGUUUUGGAGUUUUUUUUUUUGGCAAUCCCCACUAUAUACAUUUUGGGAUCCAAACCAUGGGUGGGAAAUUAAGUAAGAACAAGGAAGCAGACUCUUCAUCAAUGGAAGACAGCAAUCCAAGAUACCAGUCUGACCUGACCUCUUAUGAAGCUGCCUGUAGAGCCGACCCGAGCUUGCAAGAUUUUGAUAAGACCUUACAUGACCGAGCUGAUAGAGUAAUUAGGACACUGGCAGAUGGUGCUGAGAAGCAAUCCCUAACAUUCAACUCUCUAGGAGAGGUGACCACUGGCCUUCUUGAGAUGAACCAUGAACUAGCUAAGAUCAUUCUUGCAUCCCAAGAUGACAUAUAUCAUGACAAAGAGCUGUCCCAGUUAGUGGAGCAUUACUUCAAGCAUGGCCUACAGAUAUUAGAAUUCUACACUUCCCUCGAGAAAUGCCUGAGGCGGGUUCGCGAUAGCCAGUUGAGGAUUCAGCUUGCACUUAUGCACUUUGAGGAAGAGAGAGGAGAGAAUGUGGGAGGGGAGAGGUAUGUCAAGACAUUGCAGGAGCUCCAGAAAUUCAAAGAAGCGGGUGAUCCAUUCACGGGCGAGUUCUCCAAGCUCUUUCACUCGGUGCAGAAGCAGCAGGAAGAGAUGUUGCAGAAGCUGCGGGCUCGUAAGAAGAAGCUUGACAAGGAUCUCAAAUCUGCACAAACUUGGAGAAGGGUGACCAAUGCCAUAUUCGUGACCGCCUUCGUGUCCACUUUGAUCUUCUCGGUAGUGGCGGUCGCGAUCGCUGCGCCGCCUGUCGCAACUGCUCUAGCCGCUGCUCUGGCAGCUCCAAUAGGGACAGUCGGCAAGUGGUGCGAUUCUUUGUGGAAAAACUACCGAAGGGAACUAAAAGGGAAAAAGGAGUUGAUAAGCCUAAUGAAAGUGGGAACUGAGUUCUCGAUUUAUGACUUGGAGACGAUUCGGUCGCUUGUGAGUAAGCUGGAAAAUGAGAUUGAGUCGAUCUUGCAAAAUGCCAACUUCGCUCUUGGAGAAGAAGAGGAAGAAGCGGUGAAGCUUGUAAUGUUAGAGAUCAAAAAAAGGGUGGAAGAAUUCAUGAAAACUAUCGAGGAUCUCGGUACACAAGCUGAUAAGAGUAGCCGCGAGAUACGGAUGGCGAGGACACUGAUAUUGCAGAGGAUAAUGGGACAAUCCAGUCGUUAGUUCUUUGCUUAUGCUUAGAAAAUUAACGGUUCAUGCAGUUCACUGUCUUAGAUGAACUAUAUGUUGCAAAGAUCAUCUCGCUUUGCUUCUUUUGGUUGAAGUUGACUUGGCUAAUGUGGCUUCAACCAAUUCAUACAAAUAUUAGAAUUCUGGAUAUUUAUAAAAAUGAAGCAGCUCUACAUAGCUGUGCUUCAAAA
Syzygium oleosum is the source of this 1918-nucleotide messenger RNA. RefSeq names its product UPF0496 protein At4g34320-like. The record is from RefSeq and is a predicted model, not a curated record. The transcript has a single exon. Lineage: Eukaryota; Viridiplantae; Streptophyta; Magnoliopsida; Myrtales; Myrtaceae. The coding region runs from base 588 to 1721 and encodes 377 amino acids.